Molecule: messenger RNA, 7431 nt
Organism: Cydia strobilella
Lineage: Eukaryota; Metazoa; Arthropoda; Insecta; Lepidoptera; Tortricidae
Product: forkhead box protein J2-like
Exons: 7
Coding region: 379-1317 (312 amino acids)
Biological process (GO): regulation of transcription by RNA polymerase II
Cellular component (GO): nucleus
Molecular function (GO): DNA-binding transcription factor activity, RNA polymerase II-specific; RNA polymerase II cis-regulatory region sequence-specific DNA binding
Source: RefSeq, a predicted model, not a curated record
GAAUGAUGACCGCCGCCGCCAUUUUCCUUGUUGUAGGCGCCUCAAAUGUCAUAAUAAUUUCAGAAAUUUAAUUUUAUUUCAUUUCUUAUGUUAUUUUCCAUGGUUAAUUAACGUCUUCAACUAUAUUUUAGUGUCGUUGCGUUUUCCUUGAGCUGCGCGCCUUCUCGGAGUUCACCUUCAAAGUAUUCUGUAACAUCGUAAUUUCAAGGAUCCGCGAUCUUGGUGUUCUACAAUGAAAUGUGGGGAUCCUCUUCAUAAAAGGUAGCGAGCGUGAGUUACGCCCACGGAGGGACUUGUUGGGUGUAGUGCGACCUAAACGGUGUGGUUUUCUUUGUUAGGAAUGGGUAGUGAAGUGUAGUGGAGUGCGGUGAAUGGACAAUGAGCGACUCGCCAGGAGUGGAAUGGCUGCCGGCGUACAGCCCGGGCCCGCCGCGGCACAGCCCGCUGGGGCCCAUCCCGCGCUUCCUGUUCGAGGGCGUGCAGCCCCUGGGGCUGCAGGAGAACAACAACAAGGAGGCAGACCAGAAGGAGAACGCGAUCAAGAUCAAACACGCCAAACCCGCCUACAGUUACGCCAGCAUGAUCCGCCUAGCAAUCAGCAGCUCUCCCAACGGCAAGAUGACCCUCAACGAGAUCUACACAUACAUCUGCAAUGCCUUCCCUUACUACAGGGAAGCUGGCAAGGGAUGGAUGAACUCAAUCAGGCACAACCUGUCAUUGAACAAAUGCUUCAUGAAAGUGGCUCGCAGCAAAGACGACCCGGGCAAAGGAUCAUAUUGGGCUAUGGAUAGUAGUUACAAGUUAUCCGAAGUAACUCCGCGGCGACGGAGGUCGCUACGGAUGGCGCCGUACAGCCCCGAGUGCAGCAGCAACAGCAGCGGGGAGGCGGCGGGUGUGGGGGCGGGGACGGGGACGCUGGCGCCCGACGCGGCGCCCACGCCCCCCGCCACGCCCACCGACCCCGCGCCCGCGCCCGCGCCCGCGCUUGCCCCAGCCCCCGCGCCCGACCCGGCCCGGCUGCAGGGCGCCGCGCCCGAGGCGCACGGCACAGGCACAGAAUCGAAUCAUACAGACGACGCAUUGACGGCACUUAUGAAUGAGGAGCUAAUAUCAGAUGUGGACAUUAGUGAAGAGCGGUCGUGGUGCUCCGGCGGACGGCGCCACGUGUGCGCGACGCAGCUCACCUCCCUCACGGACGACUACGGCAACUUCGUCGUGUCCCACCACUGCGACUGCCCACCCGACGACCCCCUGCCCGCGACCCCCCACACGCCCCACACACCCCACAGCCCGCUCUACUGGCCUAGUGACUUAUAACACUCCGUGUGCUGAACCUGAAACUACUCAGGUGGGAAAUGAUCCUUUAUUGUGGGGCUCUUUGAACACUUGGCGCUAUCAUAUUAUUGGACGUGAGUUUGUCUCGCGAACAUUACAGAUACUGAAUAUACAGUUCGAUUGGCCAAUUAACUGGACUAUCAUCCAGUUCUUGUACCGAUUAUACACUAACAUGAGUUAGAAAAAGUGAAAAAGAUGUACAAGUGUACAUUUAUAAGAUAGGAUAGCGCCCUGUUCGUAACAGUAGUUGCAUGUACGUAACUAAAAUACUUGUGAAAAUGCAAGUGUUGCCAACUGAUUACAAUACUAAUUAUGCGAUGUUUUUAUAUUGUCCAUAAUGAUAAUUGAUAACUAACAGACAGUGAAUAAUUACUAAUAUACACUGUUUUUUUACUGUUGUAAUUCUCAAUGUGUUUUUACCACAAGAGAUACGAAAGUAAGUUUGGCUCAAAUAUUCGUUUUGGCCACUUAUUUAACAUUUUACUUAAUACUUAAAUGAUAAGUCAUUUUCAAUCUAAGUAUUAUUUAUACUAAAAUAUGAUCUUUUUCUAUAUUGUACUGACAUUCUCGAGGGUUAGUUUCAAAGUUUCAACCUUAAUUUCCGGCCUUGUACCCCGACUGGUUGUAAAAAUAUAAACCUUAUAAAGCUAUGAUUUAUAAUUUAAUAUUUUCUUGUAAAUAAGGAGCUACUUAUAUUUGAGACAAACCUGCUUAUUCAGUUAUUGGCUUGAUUAAAAUAUUUGUUGAUCAAAUAUAUGCCAGUAACAUUUGGAAAUGUAUUUUAUUCGAUUUAAAGAUGUUAGCGUGAAUACAUGUUAACAUCAACGCGAUUGCCAGUAGUAUAGGAAUCACGUUGUUGACUGACGCACCGUAGACCUUAUUGUGAAGUACAGAAGGUUCAGUGGUGGUCAGUUGAGAGUGGGUGUAGUAAUACGUUCGGCCACGGACUCGGAGCGUGGUCGUGAGUGUUUGAUGCCCGACACUUGUUGCUAGAGUUCAGUUAACCGUCACUAUAUGGUCGUGUCAUAACUACAUACACAUUAUUAAGUAAAGAAACUAUUACAACUAUUAUUAUUUUAAAAUAUCCCCUUAAAUCUGCCUAACAUGUCAUUUAAAAGAGUAUUGUAUUGUUGUACGGUCAAGGAAUUUAAUUUCUUUGCAACUUCAUAUAAUGUCAUAGUGAUUAAUAUGACAGCCCCUAGUGAGCUCAUAUUAUUAUCAUAGUGAUUAUUAUGACAGCCGCUAGUGAUCUCAUAUUAUUAUCAUAGUGAUUAUUAUGACAGCCGCUAGUGAUCUCAUAUUAUUAUCAUAGUGAUUAUUAUGACAGCCGCUAGUGAUCUCAUAUUAUUAUCAAUGUGACAAGGUACAAGUGGCACAGAAAUUAAAUUUCUUACUCGUAUCUCUUGGGCGAAACAUUACGGUAACGGUUUAGACUUUGGGAUAAUAUUUUAGUUAAUAAUUUGUACUUUUUGAGACGCUAUGUAUGAUGGUAAUCUUAACAAAUAGUGUUCGAUUAUAAUUUUGUAAAGGAAUUAUAUCAGGGCGCGAUUCAGAUGAGUUCCAGUAUUAUUACCCCUAAAUAUACUUAGGGGAUACAUACACUGACAUAUUUGAAAGAGACUGAAUAAAAGGAAAAUGGCUCAUAACUUGAAAAAAAUCAGUUUAUAGGAGUCUCUGACUACACAGGUACACACACUAACUGCUUCUUUUUGGGGGUUCAAUAUUAAAUAUUUAAUCGUACACUCAUCUUCGAAUCGCGCCAGUAACAUAGAUAUUUUUCAGUAAUUUACAAAUGUUAUUUUAAAUAUAAUAUAUGCCACAUAAUAAUCUAUCGACAUCACCAACAUAUCUGCCAAUUAUUGAUAUGAUAGUUGUACCUUAGUGUAGUUACCUCCCUAGCUGUAUAGACUGUUGUACGUUUUGUAUGAUAUGUCAAUGGACCAUAGAGCAGGAUAGAGAUACUCGGGUCACGAUAUUGGUGUCAUGUCACGAGCAGUGCAUUAGUUACAUACUAAAAAGUUGUUAAUAGUAGAAGUGACAGCUUAAGUAAUGUUGCUGUUAUGGAUGGUAUAGAAAGGAUGCCAAUCUCUUAUGGCAGAAUUGUUGCAAAAGUGACCGCUUUCAGCUUUAAAUAAUAGUUCCUAAUCUCUCCUGUGGCGCUAGUUAGGCUCUGGGACAUGAGUAUAACAUGAACCAACAAAUAACCCGACCAAAUUACGUAGGUUGUUUUUGGUAGUAUUUCGGUGUACGGUGGCGCCGCCUAAUUACUGUUUUUUGAUGGACACUUUUCAUACAUAGAGAUUUGGCUCCUUUAUAUAGUCUCCAUGGUUGCUGUAUAGCCAAGGGGCAACCAGAGUGGGACAUAAUGUAAGGACAUUAUGGGCAUGGAGACUAUAUAAACGAGCCAAAUCUCUAUGUAUGAAAAGUGUCCAUCAAAAAACAAUAAUUAGGCGGCGCCACUAUACACCGAAAUACUACCAAAAACAACCUACGUAAUUUGGUCGGGUUAUUUGUUGCCUUAUAUGGUUCAUGUUAUACUCAUGUCCCAGAGCCUAACUAGCGCCACCGGAGAGAUUAGGAACUAUUAUUUAAAGCUGAAAGCGGUCACUUUUGCAACAAUUCUGCCAUAAGAGAUUGGCAUCCUUUCUAUACCAUUCAUAAUUAUGGGGUAACUCUGGUUGUCAAAAGCUGGCGUUUCAUUUUCGUUAUAGAACAUAAAAUGGCCCACUUUAAAAUAUUGCCACCUGGCUCAGCUGUCAAACUUGAAGAUAAUUUUUUUUGUUAGACAUUACACCCCUUCUACUAUCAAUAUUUUUUUAGGUUUAACCUAUCAAAACUUGUGUAUAAAGCUCAGCGUGUAGGAGACAGUGCAAUGCGUGGCAUAUUGUUGUGAGUAGUAGUGUAAUACCGUAUUCCACACACUUAACUAAUCAUUUUAUACCGUAUAAGAUUUACUAUUGGUCAGUUAAGUGUGUUGAUAAUAUCUACAUGAUACCGAAUAAAUUAUUGAUUGUUGAAAAGGUAUAUAAAGUCUAAGGGAAAAUCGUGCCGAGGACAUAAUUAUGGUAACUGAUUCAAACGUCAACCGUCAACAUUUGACCACUAGUUACCACCAUACGUCGCACUACACCGGGCAUAUUGCGGGCAUGUCACUUCGUAAGGUUCACAAAUCAAUUUUCCAGUUGUCAGAAUAAAGUAUUUGUACUUAGUAUUUGGUACCUAGUAUUUGUAAUGUGCAAAUCCAAAUCCCUUAGCAACUAAGGCUGUACUUUAGUUAGGUAUCUAUUAGUUUAUAUCUUAUAUCCCUUCAAUUUUAAAUAAAAAAGACUGAAUAAUAUGAACGACAGUCAUAAUGACGCAUGUCAGCUGUUUAUUUGUUUUUUAGAUGGCCACUUAAAUGGGCUUAUUAGUUGUCACUUCAAAGAGUGCACAUUAAAGAUUAAUAUAUGAUAACAGGUAACUAUGUUACAAAUACAAGUACAUGUACUCGUAAGUUAAGAUGUUUUUUUGUAAACCUUACCAAAUGACUUGCCCGCAUAAUGCCCGCUGUAGUGCGACGUAUGGUUACCACAUACUCGUAGUGUACGAGGCCGUGCAGCGCCAUCUACAAUUCGAGGCACGAACUUUUCUCAGAGUUUACAUCUUUUCUAUAAUUAAUAACUGUAUGACGAUACUGUGGAGUGUGGAGGCGAAGCAACAGUAUUGGAGCCAGAGUGCUGCGAUCAGAUCUCAGAGUGACCAGUAUAUUCUAAUAAAUAUAUUAGUUAUUUUAAUAUUAUAUACACGAGUAAUCAUUAUUUUAUGCAUAAUACUAACCGCCUCAGGUUUACUUGUCGAUACGAGGUAGUACGUAAAAAUAUGAAUUAGUUGGUACGAAUUUAUUAUUUAAUAAAAAAUCAAAUAUGGAUAAAGUAAAAAUGUAUGUAAUAUUCAUGUCGCACUUAUAUACGUAAAUGCUUAAUAGAUAAUCGCGUAAAUGGGGCCUAUUGGUAAAUAUACGAUAUAUAUAAAUAUAAAUAUAGGUAUAGGUCAGUACCCGCUUGUCCGAGUUUAUUUUGGGGAUGUAAAUUAUGUAUAGUAUAGUUAGCUGCUGUAAAAUAUAAUUUCAAAACAUACCUAAUACAUAAAUGAAUAAAACUUUAUGAUAAACAUAUUCAUACAGGGUGUUUUUAAGUCUGGUCAUACCAAGCUGGCUGAAUGACUUACUGUUCAAUCACAAUACAUCAGGGGUGGUCGCAGUGAUACAUGGGCUUUGGAGCCUUAUAUAGCCCCUAACACAAAGAAGACACUUACUGUUCAACACCAAAAUAAAAAUAAAAACAUUUUCCAUCAUCAAUCACAAUCAUUCACCUUUCAUAUGUGUGUGGUAGUCAAAAAUCGUGGGUGCGAACCUCGGUUGUGCUGUAUAUAGAGUAGAAAAAAUCGUUCUCGAAAAAAAUGCUUAAAAAUGACUAAACGUUCAGUCAUGGACAGAUCAAUUGUUGGUUGGCAGAGCCUAUAUCGGACAAAGCAAUCAGUGUUUACCACUUUAUUGACCUCUCCCUUGAGUAGGGAACUAUGAUAGCACCCAUGAGGCUGACAUGUUCACCUAGAGUGUCCAAAGCCUCCAUAAAAACCAGAUAAAAAAAAAAAAAAAAACCAGUCAUGAUCCUUAAGUACGAUUCCCACCGAACGGGCGGAGUCGGCGUCACGGCGCGCAUUUGACAUUGUACAACCGCAAGCCGGUCGGCUCCUCGCGGACGCGACCGGAUCCGGGCGGACUCCAUCGCUUCUGCCAUAUACAUAAUGUAUAGUCACAUUAAAAAUGUCGGUGAGAAUCAUACAUUAGCAUACACGGACAAGAGGCUAUGAAACAGCAAUUAAUUUUUCGUUAUUUAAGGUUAGCCCCAUUAUAACAUUCGGUUAGUAUGCCAGAUCUUGAAAAAUAGGUACCCUGUAUAAAUAUGUGUAUAAACGUUUCGACAUUACAUUUAAAGAUCCUUUGAAAUUGUAUUUUGUUCAGCUAACGAUUAGUAUCGUUCGUGCCAUAGCCGCGGCGGCACUCGGCGUCCCAUAUCUUAUUGAAAAUGUGUUCACAAUUUUUUAGAUACUAUACAAUCAUAAACAUAGUUGUAUGUACAUAGUUAUUUAACGCGGGAUUAUUUGUGUUAGUUAAGGUAAUAUUAACGUCGCUCUAGGCCGGGACGACAAAUCUGUAUAUUUUGUCAUUGCGCUAGUGCAGUUCGCGUGGAAAUAUGUGAUGAUUUCAGACAAAAAAUAACUAUCUUUCAGUUGUCAAUAAAGGUCAUAUCAUUAUUGAUUAUGUGUACAUUUUGGCUGAGAACGACACAUCUGAAUGAAAUUGAAAACAUAAUUUCGUGUUAAGACUUACUGUUGUAUUUGGUAGAUCCGCUUUAAGCGCUGUCUCGCGAACUGAGGAGUUGCUAGUUGAGGUUGAAUUUCAUCUUUUUGACCGUUGCAGAUAUUGUAAUUGUAAUUUUCAAGUGUAAUUUUAUUGACUAAAAUAAAUGAACAAACAGCAUAUUUCUGCUGCGGUCGAGAAGAUGAAAUUGGUUUAUAAAUUAUUUUAUAUGUAAUAAUGAUCACAAAUAUAAAAGCCAGUGUAUCCAGUGUUAAGUAGGUUGGCUGUUUUGUACAAGCUGUACGGUCGAUCUCACAAACAACUUUACAAACCAACGUUCCAAUAAUAUAUUUAUACGACAUUAUUGUCAGUGUGUUAGAAGAGUGCAAUAAGAAAUUACGAACUAGUGUGAAUUGAAGCCCGAAGCCGAAACACACGAGCUCGUAAUUCCUGUACCGCCCGUGGCACAAUUUCUGCCUAAUUUCGUGCGUACAUUACAGUCCUAGGUUGAAAUUUAGGAUUUACGGCCCGCAUCGCCUACGUGUAUUAACUUAUGAGCAAGUGUGAUGAAACAAUGUUUUCCCCUCACUAGCUCGGAAAGCCGUCUAUUAUCCUUUAAAACAAGCGGGGAAAAACGCAUUUUAUCCACUAGUGGGGAAAGUAAUUUGACCUUGGAUGGAGCGUGUUUAAGUAGCUUGACAGAUAACAAAACGUAAAACGCUCAUGAUAAUGGUUCGUUCGAUAUUAAUUAUCAU